CUCGCCAUGACAUCACCGAAGUUCUUCAGUAAAGCGCCAACACAACCGAAGGUGCUACCAUUUGCAUCUGCGACGGAUCCCACGUUGCAUCGCUCGGCGUGGAAGAGCACUCGAGCAAUUGAGACUUUUACUCUGAUUCCUCGUAGGCCACCUUCUCGGUUUCGCGGGCAACUACGUUAUGAUCUGUUGGGUCCAUUGCAACCGUCAGCUCCGAAGACAGUAGAGUCUACGGGUGAUUCUGAGUCACCUGUCUCAAAAUUUAAAUCGCUAGCUAAUGACGAUUCUCCUGAAUCUACAAACAAUGCAAAAGUUUCUACUGACGAGCCCCAGGGCUCAAGUCCAACGCAGCAGGCCUUGGGUCCUCGACAAGACGCUGCUACUACUAAACCUGCAACAAAUAACGAAGCAGUGGUAAAAAGUACACAUGCUGGUGCGAAAACUUUGAUGACGAAUCUGGAGGAGCUGCGCUGGUUCCAGCAUCGGUGGCUAGAUAAGCACGGCAGGAACAGCAACCUCAAGACAACUCGUGAACAAUUAGCUCUAAUGCGGCGUUGGUUUGACUCACUUGACGCUGACGGAUCUGGUGAAGUCGGGCUGGACGAACUGGAGGAUCCUCUCGUGUCAGUCGGACUAGCAGCCAGUCGAGACGAUGUGCAGCGUUUGAUCGAGGAGGUGGAUGUCAAUGGCACUGGUAGUGUCACUUUCGACGCUUUCCUGAAUUUAUUUUACCCAGAACGAGUCAAGCGUGAGCGAACUCGAAGAUUUCCUCCUCCACUGCAUGCUCCAAAGCAUCGACCCCCCGCACGGUCCCAAGUUUCGUCGGGUAUUUCUAAAGCGAAUCCGAAAGGAAAGCGUUCUAGACAUGUGGAAACAAACGUUGUCAAUCCAGUGGCCCGUCUAUUCGAGAACCUCCAAGCUGGUAAACUCGUGUUGCAGGCACUUGAGUCAACAAAGCGAGACAAUUCAACUCCUGAGACGACGUUUGAUUGGCGCAAGAAACAUACCGAUCUCCAGCUUCCGACACUACCAUGA
Phytophthora infestans T30-4 is the source of this 1032-nucleotide messenger RNA. RefSeq lists its product as uncharacterized. Gene Ontology annotation, molecular function: calcium ion binding. Bases 445 to 1032 code for a protein of 195 amino acids. Lineage: Eukaryota; Oomycota; Peronosporomycetes; Peronosporales; Peronosporaceae. The transcript has 3 exons. The record is from RefSeq and is a predicted model, not a curated record.